AUGGCGACGAAGAAGAUGACAAAGAGUUACUUUGAUGUUCUUGGAAUCUGUUGUACAUCGGAAGUUCCGUUGAUUGAGAAUAUACUCAAAUCUCUUCACGGCGUUAAGGAAUAUUCCGUCAUCGUUCCGUCAAGGACCGUCAUCGUCGUCCAUGACACUCUCCUCAUCUCCCAGUUCCAAAUUGUUAAGGCACUAAACCAAGCAAGAUUAGAAGCAAGUGUAAGGGUAACCGGAGAAACCAAUUUCAAAAAUAAAUGGCCAAGUCCCUUCGCGGUGGUUUCCGGGGUACUUCUCCUCCUUUCAUUCCUCAAAUAUGUUUAUUCUCCGUUCUGCUGGCUCGCCGUGGCAGCUGUUGCCGCCGGGAUUUAUCCGAUACUCGCGAAAUCUAUAGCAUCCAUUGCAAGGUUUAGAAUCGACAUCAACAUUCUUGUUGUAAUAACCGUGGGAGCAACACUAGCUAUGCAAGAUUUCACAGAAGCUGCAGUUGUUGUUUUCUUAUUCACAAUCGCCGAAUGGCUUCAAUCAAGAGCUAGCUAUAAGGCAACCGCGGUGAUGCAGUCGCUAAUGAGCUUAGCUCCGCAGAAGGCAGUAAUUGCAGAGACUGGAGAAGAAGUUGAAGUAGAUGAGCUCAAGAUCAACACAGUUAUAGCAGUCAAAGCUGGUGAAACCAUACCAAUUGAUGGAGUUGUUGUGGAUGGAAACUGUGAAGUUGAUGAGAAAACCUUAACGGGCGAAGCAUUCCCCAUGCCUAAACUUAAAGAUUCGACGGUUUGGGCUGGAACCAUCAAUCUAAAUGGUUACAUAACUGUGAAAGCCGCUGCUCUAGCUGAGGAUUGUGUUGUUGCGAAGAUGGCAAAGCUUGUGGAAGAAGCUCAGAACAGCAAAACCGAAACUCAGAGAUUUAUAGAUACAUGUGCUAAGUACUAUACUCCAGCGAUCAUCCUAAUAUCGCUUUGUUUUGCGGCGAUUCCACUCGCAUUGAAGGUUCACAACCCGAAACAUUGGCUUCACUUAGCACUAGUUGUGUUAGUAAGUGCUUGUCCUUGUGGACUUAUCCUCUCUACACCAGUAGCCACUUUUUGUGCACUCACUAAAGCAGCCACAUCAGGACUUCUGAUCAAAGGAGCUGAUUAUCUUGAAACAUUAGCCAAGAUCAAGAUUGUUGCAUUUGACAAAACCGGAACAAUCACUAGAGGCGAAUUCAUCGUCAUGGAUUUUCAGUCACUUUCCAAAGAUAUAAGCAUCCACAGCUUGCUAUACUGGGUAUCAAGCGCAGAGAGUAAGUCAAGCCAUCCAAUGGCUGCUGCACUUGUGGACUAUGCAAAAUCUGUAUCUGUCGAAGCUAAGCCUGAAGCGGUCGAGGACUACCAAAACUUUCCAGGAGAAGGGAUUUACGGGAAGAUUGAUGGCAACAAAGUCUACAUCGGUAACAAAAGAAUCGGUUCUAGAGCUGGGUGUUCAAUAGUUCCGGAUAUUGGCGUUGAUACCAAAGGAGGAAAGACUAUUGGAUAUGUCUAUGUUGGAGAAAGACUAGCUGGAAUGUUCUAUCUCUCAGAUGCUUGUAGAUCUGGUGUAGCUCAAGCUAUGAAAGAACUGAAAUCUUUGGGAAUUAAAACUGCAAUGCUUACCGGAGAUAAUCAAGCCUCGGCAAUGUAUGCUCAAGAACAGCUAGGGAAUGCUAUGGAUAUUGUUCGAGCGGAACUUCUUCCAGAAGAUAAAUCCGAAAUCAUCAAAGAGUUUAAGAGAGAAGGGCCAACGAGUAUGGUAGGGGACGGGUUGAAUGAUGCACCAGCUUUAGCUACAGCGGAUAUCGGUAUCUCGAUGGGUAUUUCCGGCUCUGCGCUUGCAACAGAGACCGGUCAUAUCAUUCUGAUGUCGAAUGACAUCAGAAAAAUACCGCAAGCGAUAAAGCUUGCACGCAAAGCGAAAAGGAAAGUGGUGGAGAAUGUGGUCAUGUCCAUUACUAUGAAAGGAGUAAUUCUUGCUUUGGCUUUUGCUGGUCACCCAUUGAUUUGGGCAGCUGUGCUUGCAGAUGUGGGAACUUGUUUGCUUGUGAUCCUCAAUAGCAUGUUGUUGCUUCGGGAUAAAGAUAAACAAAAAACUGGAAACAAAUGUUAUAGGAAUCCUUCUUUGUCUCUCUUAAUCGCGGAGAAACUUGAAGAUGAUGUUGCUGUGGAUAUGGAAGCAGGGUUAUUACCAAAGAUCAGUGAUAAGCAUUGCAAGUCAAGCUGUUGUGGAAAGAAGAAUCAAGAGAAAGUGAUCAAACCAGCUAAAACUAGUUCUCACCAUGGUCACUCUCACUCAGGUUGUUGUGAGAAGAAACAGAAAGACGAUGUAAAGGUUGUGAGAAAGAGCUGUUGCGAAAAACCUUGUGAUUUAGGACAAGUACGUGACUYGGGGUGUUGUGGUGACAAGAUUCAGCAACCACACCAAGACGAAGUGAAACGAAGCUGUCAAAACAAGACUGGUGACUCGGAGGAGAUAUGCCUGGACAUUGGUGAUGGUGAUCGCAACUCGGUUUGUUGUGGAACUAGCUCAAUACAAGAAAGUUCUUCAACCUUGGCCAAUCUGAAUGGAGCAGAGCAAGAGAAGUUAAAAGUCUCGAUCAAAGGUUGUUGUGCAAGUCCUCCUGAUCCCGUGGUAGCCUUGAAGGUAAAGAGCGAUGGGCAUUGCGGGUCUAGCUGCUGUGAAAGUUCUAAGAGAGCUAAAGAAGAGUCAUGUUCUCAGGUUAAAACGAAGGAAGCUUGCAAGUCUAACUGUAGCAGCAGAGAGAGUAUCCACAGCGGCGGAAGCUGA
This is a messenger RNA of Arabis nemorensis, 2796 nucleotides long. Lineage: Eukaryota; Viridiplantae; Streptophyta; Magnoliopsida; Brassicales; Brassicaceae. The record is from the annotation of a GenBank genome assembly.